This is a messenger RNA of Plasmodium gaboni, 182 nucleotides long. Its product is annotated as putative small nuclear ribonucleoprotein G. Lineage: Eukaryota; Apicomplexa; Aconoidasida; Haemosporida; Plasmodiidae. The transcript has a single exon. Gene Ontology annotation, cellular component: SMN-Sm protein complex; U12-type spliceosomal complex; U5 snRNP. The annotation marks the transcript as partial. Gene Ontology annotation, molecular function: RNA binding. Gene Ontology annotation, biological process: spliceosomal snRNP assembly; mRNA splicing, via spliceosome. The record is from RefSeq and is a predicted model, not a curated record.
UUUACUUAAAUGGCAAUAGACAAGUUGUCGGAAUAUUAAGGGGCUAUGACACCUUUAUGAAUUUAGUUUUAGAUAAUACUGUGGAGAUUAAAAAAGAUGAACAAAUAGAUAUAGGCGUGGUUGUAAUAAGAGGAAAUAGUAUAUCUUAUUGGGAAUGUUUAGACAAAGUUAAUAUAAAAUGA